This is a messenger RNA of Sorghum bicolor (sorghum), 3090 nucleotides long. RefSeq lists its product as uncharacterized. The coding region runs from base 75 to 2810 and encodes 911 amino acids. The record is from RefSeq and is a predicted model, not a curated record. The transcript has 21 exons. Lineage: Eukaryota; Viridiplantae; Streptophyta; Magnoliopsida; Poales; Poaceae. Gene Ontology annotation, molecular function: acyltransferase activity, transferring groups other than amino-acyl groups.
GCUGAACGUCUCCAGCCGCUGCCGUUCUCCAUUCUGUCGCCGCCGCCAACCUCGGUCCUCUUUUGUACCAAUCAAUGCAGAAGCACCAGGGUGAUCGUUCUCGUUCUACUACGUCGGGCGUGACUAUCAAUUGCGUUAGGGAUCUACUGCCAUUCUUGUACCACGUACCAGUCACUUAUGUUUCCGCGAAAACAGAUGCCUGGCUCGACGGAUUCGUCACUCACGGCGGCUACGCCUGCGCCUGCCCCGCCUCCGCCCGCUGCGGCUACCGCGACAAGGUGCUGUCGGCGCUGCAGUUCGAGAAGCACGCGGGGUCGGAGUCGAAGAACCAGAACGGACACAUCCUGCUCCUCAACGGCAAGUCGCUCUACGACCUGUUCCACGAGCUCAGGGACGUGCCCGCCGAGGCCUUCGCGGAGGAGUUCCGGGCGGCCGCCGGGGUACCCAUGACUGUGCCCGCCGCCGAAGCCUCGUCUGCCCCGCCUUCGGCCCAUGACUGGGAAACCGACGGGGUUCAGUUUGACGGCGUGACGGCGGAGCCCCCUUCGGCCCCUUCGCCUGGACGGGGAGACGUGGAAAUGCUGACCGAGGAGAUGGCCAGGUUGUGUCCGCUUGGUUUGGGCAGGGAAAACAGUUCCACGACUGAAUCAGACACUAUGUACGGUGUUGAAGGGCCUGCUGCAGAACAGAUCAAAGAUGAAGCAGGUAGUGACCAUGUGAUGCAUGAUGUUAAAGUGGGAGUGACAGAAAUAAAAUAUCAGCUAGACAGUGACCUUAGAAAUGUUAGAGGAUUGCUUUCCACUGGACUGCUUGAAGGUUUCAGGGUGACCUACAGGAAGGAUGAGGUGGAGAACGUUGGACGGAUAAAUGGACAGGGUUAUUGUUGUGGCUGCCCAAAGUGUAAUUACAGUAGUAAUAUCAUGAAUGCACGUGAGUUUGAGGAGCAUUCUGGUCAGUCAUCUCACAACCGGAAUGAUCACAUCUUCUUGGAUACCGGGAUUUCUCUAUUCAGGCUGGUGAAAGAACUAAAACCUUAUAAGCUUAACAUGCUUGGCGAUUUCAUUGAAGAAAAGAUUGGAUUUGCUCCUAAUUUUGAUGAGUAUAACAAGUGGAAAGCUUCGUUUCAAAAGAGGAAAGAUAAAGAUUAUUUAGAUGCUGUGGCUUCAGGUGGUUGUUCGGCUCAGAGUUCACGGGGGUCGGCUGCAGGGGAGAUGAUUUAUAGUUUGAGAAGCUACUUGAAAGAAUCUGCCAGCAAUACCAUCUCAAACCUUAACUGGAGUGCAUCUAAAAGGCGGUCUGGGAGACAGUUUAGACAAGGAGGCACUGAGACUUCAACUCCAAACUUUAGUGGAAGCCCAGGCAAAGGGGUUUCUGGCCUCUCUACUGGCACCUCAGAGAAGAAAGGCACUGAAGAAACUUGCAGUGAGAACACAGGAGGCCCUCUCAGCAUCGAUGGUGUUAAGUCUGAUUCUCCAGUACCUAAUGUAGUAAGCCCUAACUACUGUAAACAUGAUUCCACAAAUGGGCUUUCUUUAUCAAGUCCAGUAACAAUCGUGCAAGGGCCACUCCCAAACUACAGCAUAGGCACAAAGUCAAAAGAAUCAAAAACAAGGGAUACCACUUUGCAUCCACUGAUUUUCAAGGAGGGGGGCCUUGCAGAUAAUACUUUGUUGACUUACAAGUUGAAGAAUGGAGAGGUUCUAAAGCAAGGGUAUAAGUGGGGAACAGGUAUCAUCUGUAACUGUUGCAGUCAAGAGUUUGCUCCUUCACACUUUGAAGAACAUGCUGGCAUGGGGAGAAGACGACAACCGUAUCACAACAUUUAUACACCAGAAGGUUCAACACUUCAUAAGCUAGCUCUGCAACUGCAAGAUCAUUUGAAUUCAAAUGGAUUUGACAAUGCUAGUGUUUCCAGCUUCAGUGACUACCCUAACCUUACUUCUGCAUCAGGUUGUGGCAGACAACCUUCUACUACCAGUGGACCUAUUGUUCCCCUGAAACGGACUUUACAAGGAAGAGUGGUCGAAACUGAGAGUUGCUAUUUUUGUGGGUAUGGCCACACAACGAUUGGAAAUAUCGAUCCAGACAUGAUUAUCUUCUGUAACCAGUGCGAGAGACCAUGCCACGUGAAAUGUUACAACAAUAGAGUUGUAAAAAAGAAGGUGCCUCUGGAAAUUUUGAAAGAGUACGUGUGUUUUCGCUUCUUGUGCUGCCAAGAAUGUCAAUUGCUUCGUGACCGUCUAGAAGAAGGACUGGAAAAGUGUGAAGAGAUUGCCUUCCUUAGACGGAUAAGAUCCAAUAUUUGUUGGCGGCUUUUAAGUGGAAUGGACGCAAGUAGGGAUGUCAAACUCUUCAUGCCUCAGGUCAUUGAUAUCUUCAAAGAUGCAUUUGUGGAAUCUACUGAUGAGCACAGUGACAUCUUCUCAGAUAUGGUUAAUUGCAAAAAUGGAGACCAAGAGAAGGAUUUUCGAGGAAUGUAUUGUGCACUGUUAACCGCAAGCACGCAUGUUGUGUCUGCUGCGAUUCUGAAAGUGCGCAUGGAACAAAUUGCAGAACUGGUCCUUAUCGCCACUCGUAGAGAGUGCAGAAAAAAGGGUUACUUCAUACUUCUCCUAAAGUCAAUUGAGGCAAAUUUGAGAGCCUGGAAUGUAAGCCUUCUUACUGCGCCUGUUGAUCCUGAAAUGGCGCAAAUCUGGUCAGAGAAGCUUGGGUUCACCAUUUUAUCAGCUGAAGAGAAGGAGUCAGUGCUGGAGUCGCACCCCUUGGUGAUGUUCAAGAACCUAGUCUUAGUGCAGAAAUCACUUGCUUGAGCAAAUCUAAUCUGUGUUUGCUUAACCUGGUUUGUGAUGUAUGGAAGAGAAUUUAUCUUUGUACAUAGUGCAGUUUAGUCUAGGAGAUGAUUCAGGGCACAGACCUUUCUAGAGACUAGACAGUAUGGACAUGAGUUUGUCUAUGUACCUUUUUCUUAAGUUAGAUACUCCUAUGAGAAAAGAAGUCUAGAUGUAUUGUGUACUCGGUGUGUUGUUAUUGCGCGUGUGCAGGGCGUCAUUUGCCACACAUGCUUCCAGGUACCAGCUUGGUGUGACUGCA